UAAAUUUCCUCCUCACCUACCUUAUUUUCACACAAUUAAUACCCCACUUAGCUAUUAAUAAUCCUACACACACACACAAACCUAUUACAUAUACCACUCUCAUUCUUACUCAACUCAUAAACACUUGCAUUCCAUUCACUAGAAACGUCAGAAAUAUGAAGAAGUUCUUCUUUACAGCUCUUCUUCUUGUAGCCCUUCUCCUCAGUUCUUCACACAUCCGCACCACAAUGGCUUCAAGUUUUUGCGAUAGUAAAUGUGCAGUGAGGUGUUCAAAGGCAGGAUUGAAGGACAGGUGCUUGCGUUACUGCGGAAUUUGCUGCGAGGAGUGCCAUUGUGUGCCUUCUGGGACCUAUGGGCACAAGGAUGAAUGUCCCUGUUAUAGGGACAAGAAGAACUCUAAGGGCAAACCCAAGUGCCCUUAGAGAGAUCACAAUAUUUAGCCAUGUCCCUUACAGUGGACUCACAGAAUUAUAUACUUCUAUAGUAUAAAUUUUAGGUACUGGUUGGGAAUCAAACCAAGGGAAUAAAACUUGAGAGUUUUUUGGGUUUCGUUUUGGAGUAAUUUCAUGAAUUAUGAGCUUGUUAUAUGGAUCUAUGAUCCUAUGUUAUGAGUAAUUUAUAUUGUUGUGAUU
Molecule: messenger RNA, 632 nt
Organism: Olea europaea var. sylvestris
Lineage: Eukaryota; Viridiplantae; Streptophyta; Magnoliopsida; Lamiales; Oleaceae
Product: peamaclein-like
Exons: 2
Coding region: 156-422 (88 amino acids)
Source: RefSeq, a predicted model, not a curated record